Cucurbita pepo subsp. pepo (vegetable marrow) is the source of this 1066-nucleotide messenger RNA. RefSeq lists its product as uncharacterized. The record is from RefSeq and is a predicted model, not a curated record. Lineage: Eukaryota; Viridiplantae; Streptophyta; Magnoliopsida; Cucurbitales; Cucurbitaceae.
AGAAGCUCAUGUUGGAGUUCAAUCUUCAGCCACUGUUUGUUUGCACUACCAAAUUCUUUUUGCAAGAUCGCUUGAUUUGAGUGUCUUGGAAAGUGCAUCGAACGGAAACUUGGGGGAAUAUUGGAAUUCAAUGUUUGUAUGAUCUGCUCUUGGAAAAUGACCAUUCUAUGAGUUGCACGUGUUUGAUUAACAUGUGUCCAUAGUUCUCGUAAACCUAUUUCUGUUCUCUUAAAUUUAGAAUCUUCCCAGUCAGCCAUAGCAUUUCCACAUCAAUUUUCCAGGAAAAUGGUGGGAUGAAAAUUUUCUCAGCGAGAAAGGUGGAGAGAUGGGAGAUCCUAUUUUUAGAACAACCAAGGAAAAGAAACAACUAUUUUUCCCCCCUCAAUGGUCUCAUUGCCACAGCAUUAGCAUUAGCCUCAGCCUCCCUUGCCCACAUUCUUCCACAUCUCCAUGUCGACCGCCGCUGCAUCGCCUGCCACCAACAACGGCGAAGCACCGUCGGUGUACGACAUUCUCCGGGAAUUCAACUUCCCAAUAGGCCUCCUCCCAGAAGGUGUUGUGGGUUGUAGUCUUGAUCGAACCACCGGAAAAUUGGAGGCUUAUUUGAAUGAAGCUUGCCAAUUCUCGCCGGAAGAUCCAUAUGAAUUGAGAUACAAAGCCACCAUUAGUGGGCAGAUCUCAAAGAAUAGGCUAACGGAUCUGAAAGGGGUGACUGUGAAAUUCAUGUUCUUCUGGGUCAACAUUGUGGAGGUGGUGAGAAACGGCGACGAUCUGCUGUUCUCGGUGGGGGUGGCCACGGCGUCGUUUCCAGUGGAUAAUUUCUCCGAGUGCCUGCCGCCGGGUGGGUGUGGAGCCGAUUGCAAGAAUGGAAAAGGGGGGAAAAUUAAAACCAAAUCUCUUGUUUCACCAGCUUGAACUGGAAAUGGUUGGGUUGGGUUCGAAUCUCAGGUAGGAAUCUCUUGAUUUUAUAUUGGUUGGGGGUUUAAAUUGAUGGGAAAUUUUUUGGUGGAAAUGGGGGGUAAGUUAAUAAGAUAAAUGCAUAAUUAUGUUGUGAAUGUUUGAUUCG